AUGGCUGGUUGUGGAUUCAUUUUGUUGAUCCUAACCAUCCCCAUUGCAAUUUCAAAUGCUCAGAUUCAGUCUUUUGAGUACCCCAACUUCAGUUCAACUUAUAUAAAGCAGCUUAUGCUGGAAGGUAAUGCUUCUACAGCAGGUUCUGCUAUCAAACUCACAGUGAACGCAACGGACCCAAGCAACAUGUUCGGGACCGCAGGACGAGUCACGCAUCCUGUGCAGAUAAACCUUAGGGACAAGAAUUCAAAUGAACCAAGAGACUUCGUUACCAACUUUUCCUUUGCUGUUUCCUCAAAUAAGAGUUCUUAUGGAGAUGGUUUGGCAUUCUUUCUUGCAAGCCCAAAUCUGCCAUCCACAAAUGAUAUGGUACAACUAAGAGGAGGAAGUCUUGGCAUUGGCCUUACGGAUGGUCGGCAAGAGCUUCACCCGAGAGGUUAUCAAUUUGUGGCAGUGGAGUUUGACACAUACACAAACCCCUGGGACCCAGUUGGCGCACAUGUAGGUAUAAAUAUCAAUGACAUGAACUCUAAAAUACAUGAGACAUGGUGGAUGAAUAUUACACAAGAUGAAGUUAAUUGUAACUGUAGUAUUGUAUACGAUUCUAGAAACAAUAUUUUGAAUGUCUAUUUCACUGGGUACAUAUUCAUUGAUGGAAAGGUAACGCAGACUACACAGCAUCUUUCAUUCCCCAUUAAUAUAACACAACAAUUACCAGACUCGGUUAUUAUUGGCAUAUCAGCUGCAACAGGAAAAUAUUAUGAGGAACAUACACUGCUCUCAUGGUCAUUUAGCGCAACCCCAUCAACUAAGGACGACCCAAAGAAGGAAAGAAAGGUUAUCAUCAUAAAAAUGUUGGAGGGAAUAGGAAUUGGUGCUGGUUUGUUUUUUAUUAUGUUCGGGUUGGUCCACAUUUUAUUAUGGAGGAUGGCCAAGGGGAGAGAAGUAGAUCACACUUCAGAAGCCAUUUCUGAUACAAAUAUGGAUGAUGAAUUCCAAAUGAGCUCUGGACCUAAGAAGAUUAGUUAUCAUGAAUUGGCAACUGCAACCAACAACUUUGAAGAGACGCAGAAGCUUGGCCAAGGAGGGUUCGGUGGUGUUUAUAAAGGCUAUUUCAAAGACUCCAACACCUAUGCUGCUAUAAAGAGGAUAUCAGCAGAUUCUAAGCAGGGUGUAAAACAAUACACAGCAGAAGUGAUGAUCAUUAGCCAAUUGAGGCACAAGAAUUUGGUGAAACUCACUGGUUGGUGCCAUAAGAAGAAUGAUUUUCUCUUGAUAUACGAGUACAUGGAAAAUGGCAGCUUAGACUCUCACCUUUUUCGAGGAGAAAGUAUAUUGUCAUGGGAGGUGAGGUACAGCAUAGCCUUAGGUUUGGCCUCAGCAUUGCUUUACCUACAAGAAGAAUGCGAAAAAUGUGUGCUUCAUAGGGACAUCAAAUCAAGCAACAUAAUGUUGGACUCCAACUUCAAUCCUAAGCUUGGGGACUUUGGCCUUGCUAGGCUGGUGGAUCAUGAUAAAGGGUCUGAAACCACAGACGUGGCUGGGACAAUGGGUUACCUAGCUCCUGAGUACAUGAACACAGGCCAGGCUCGAAAGGAAUCUGACAUAUUCAGUUUUGGGGUUGUUGUGUUGGAGAUAGCCACAGGAAGAAAAGCCAUUCACCACAAACACAUGGAGGGUGAAGUAUCAGUGGUUGAGUGGGUGUGGGGGCUCUAUGGAUUGAGGAAUCUGCUUGCAGCAGUAGAUCCAAACCUGCAUGGGGAAUUUGAUGAGCAGCAAAUGGAGUGCUUACUGAUUGUUGGUCUUUGGUGUGCUAAUCCAGAUUCUGCAUCCAGACCCCCUGUAAGGCAAGUGAUUAACGUCCUUAACUCUGAAGCCUCUUUACCAAUUCUCCCACAACAGAUCCCAGUGCAGGGCUGUUUAUGA
Sphenostylis stenocarpa is the source of this 1926-nucleotide messenger RNA. The record is from the annotation of a GenBank genome assembly. NCBI's taxonomy places the organism in Eukaryota, Viridiplantae, Streptophyta, Magnoliopsida, Fabales, Fabaceae.